GGACUGUGAUGGGGAGGAGGGUUCCAUCCGGGAAAGCCCUGCCCUCCUGGUAGUCCUGGAUCAGGAGGCUAUUCCUGGAUCCACAGCCCAAAGGGGAGACCUUACAACACCCGUGCCGGUGUGAGCUCUGGAGUUCUGGAGUGGCUGCUUUUUGUCCUCCCAUGGCCUUUGCUGGAACCGCCCUGAAUGUCUGGUGUGGCUGUGAGUGGAGUACCGAGUGGAGGGGGAUCCCAGGAUCGAGGGAGCUCAGUGAGAACCACAGGGAGCAGGUGUCACAGCUGACCUGCAGCCCUCCAGGAACUGGGGUGCUUGUGAGCCCCUGUGCUGCCCGCGCCUUGGAAGUCUUGCUUUCCUAAGGAAGUGUGGCUCCCUCACAGUACGGCUUCUCCAAGGGGACCCAGAGACGACCCAGCAGCUUUGCCACCAAAAUGUCAGGAGAGAUGGACAAGCCGCUGAUCGGCCGUCGCCUGGUGGACAGCAAUGGCAGCCUUGCCGAAGCCCCCAGUGAGGCCCCGAAAGUGGGCAUUCUGGGCAGUGGGGACUUUGCCCGCUCCCUGGCCACACGCCUGGUGAGCUCUGGCUUCAACGUGGUGGUGGGGAGCCGCAACCCCAAACGCACCGCUGGGCUGUUCCCCUCGGUGGCCCAAGUGACUUUCCAGGUGGAUGCAGUGAGCGCGCCAGAGGUCAUCUUCGUGGCCAUGUUCCGGGAGCACUACUCUUCGCUGUGCAGUCUCAGCGACCAGCUCGCGGGCAAGAUCCUGGUGGAUGUGAGCAACCCCACGGAGCAAGAGCACCUUCGACAUCGCGAGUCCAAUGCUGAGUACCUGGCCUCCCUCUUCCCCACCUGCACAGUGGUUAAGGCCUUCAAUGUCAUCUCUGCCUGGACCCUGCAGGCUGGCCCGAGGGACGGGAACAGGCAGGUGCCCAUCUGUGGCGACCAGCCAGACGCCAAGCGUGCUGUCUCUGAGAUGGUACACGCCAUGGGCUUCAUGCCCAUGGACAUGGGAUCCCUGGCAUCGGCCCGGGAAGUGGAGGCCAUUCCCCUGCGCCUCCUCCCCGGCUGGAAGGUGCCCAGCCUCCUGGCCCUGGGGCUCUUCGUCUGCUUCUAUGCCUACAACUUCAUCCGGGACGUGCUGCAGCCCUACGUGCAGGAGAGCAAGAACAAGUUCUACAAGCUGCCAGUGUCCGUGGUCAACACCACGCUGCCAUGUGUGGCCUACGUGCUGCUGUCGCUGGUGUACUUGCCCGGUGUGCUGGCAGCCGCCCUGCAGUUGCGGCGGGGCACCAAGUACCGCCGCUUCCCCGACUGGCUGGACCACUGGCUGCAGCACCGCAAGCAGAUCGGGCUGCUCAGCUUCUUCUGCGCCGCCCUGCACGCGCUCUACAGCUUCUGCCUGCCGCUGCGCCGCUCCAACCGCUACGACCUGGUCAACCUGGCCAUCAAGCAGGUCUUGGCCAACAAGAGCCACCUGUGGGUGGAGGAGGAAGUCUGGAGGAUGGAGAUAUACCUCUCCGUGGGAGUGCUGGCCCUCGGCACGCUGUCCCUGCUGGCUGUGACCUCGCUGCCGUCCAUCGCAAACUCGCUCAACUGGAGGGAGUUCAGCUUCGUUCAGUCCACGCUGGGCUUCGUGGCCCUGGUGCUGAGCACGCUGCACACGCUCACCUACGGCUGGACCCGCGCCUUCGAGGAGAAACACUACAAGUUCUUCCUGCCUCCCACCUUCACGCUCACGCUGCUGGUGCCCUGUGUCAUCAUCCUGGCCAAAGGCCUGUUCCUCCUGCCCUGCUUCAGCCGCAGACUCGCCAAGAUCCGGAGGGGCUGGGAGAGGGACAGCGCCGUCAAGUUCAUGCUGCCCACGGGCCCCACCCUCACCGAGAAGACGAGCCACGUGUGAGGUCCUGCGGGCUCCAGACACCAGGCACAGGCUGGAUGGCGGAUAGGUUUUCUUUUCUGGAAGGCGCAGAGCAGUGUAAUUGUGUGCAAAUGGGUGGUUUGAAGUCCGAAUUCCUGGGAUGCAGGUGUAUGCAGUAAUAUUCAGAAUGACACAUACACAUGUGUGACAUGUAUGUACAUAUAUUCCAUACAUAUAACAGGAUUUUCAAUUAUAUUUACUUAGCUAAAAAGUUGGGUCCCUGAGAUUUCAACAUGUAUAUUUAAAAGCAAGAGCCAGAUGUUGGCAGAAGAGCAGAUCGUGCUGUGGUGACAUUUGCAAGGAUAUACACACACUUUUUGUACAGAA
Molecule: messenger RNA, 2240 nt
Organism: Propithecus coquereli (Coquerel's sifaka)
Lineage: Eukaryota; Metazoa; Chordata; Mammalia; Primates; Indriidae
Gene: STEAP3
Product: STEAP family member 3, metalloreductase
Exons: 5
Coding region: 429-1895 (488 amino acids)
Biological process (GO): copper ion import
Cellular component (GO): endosome; plasma membrane
Molecular function (GO): ferric-chelate reductase (NADPH) activity; cupric reductase (NADH) activity
Source: RefSeq, a predicted model, not a curated record